Stylophora pistillata is the source of this 1117-nucleotide messenger RNA. RefSeq names its product flavin reductase (NADPH). The record is from RefSeq and is a predicted model, not a curated record. Lineage: Eukaryota; Metazoa; Cnidaria; Anthozoa; Scleractinia; Pocilloporidae.
GUGUCGAAGAAUUCAAUAUGGUGGACGAAAUUAAAUUUCGGAGGACAUUAAAACUUGUUGUUUUUGGCGGAUCUGGGUUAACAGGCAGGGAAGUGGUGACACAGGCACUAGAUCGUGGCCAUAACGUCACAGCAAUAGUUAGAUCUCCGGAGAAAAUACAAGAACGGCAUCCCAAUUUAGAGCUAGUCAGAGGCGACGCUUGUGAAGUAGAGAGUUUUUCUGCUUCACUGAAGGGGAAGGAUGCUGUGAUUUCGUGUUUAGGAGUUUUUGCAAGUAUCUUCAACCCAACAACUUUUUAUUCGGAGUCCAUGUUUGCCAUUUUGGAGGGAAUGAAAAGGAAUGGAGUUAAAAGACUUGCAGUUAUGACAGCGUGGUGUACUCAACCAGGGCCAAAUAACCGUUGGUUGGCGGAUUGGAUAAUAAACCCACUGUUCCUUAGUGGAAUGAUAAAAGACAUGACUACCAUGGAGAAAAUGAUUGAGAAAACUGACCCCCAGGAGUUAAACUACACAAUUAUCAGACCUUGUGGAUUAACUAAUGGUAAACGGACUGGAAAGUAUAAAGUCGAAGAGGGACAAUGUAACACAGGCACAAAGAUUUGGAUGUCUCGCGCAGAUGUGGCGGAAUUCAUGCUAAACGUUUUGGACAGCGGCGAGUACGACAGGAAAGGAUUCGCCUUGGGUGGGUUAUAAAAUAGCAGAUGGAUAAUCAAGCAAAGUAUUCUUGUAAUCUAAUCUAGAGAUGUAUCUACAUAAGGUGCCAUAUCGAUGGUUGUAUCGAUUUACUCGAUACGAGAUCUGUUGGGGCAAUGUGUUUUAAAAGCGAAGAAGUGGGCAAUAUGCCAUAUGCAAACUCUGCAACAGCAGUAACAAAAACGAUAGCAACAUAUUUAUUCUUUUGCAUAAUAAGAUAAAAAUUAUAAGUUAGCCUGCAGUUAACAAAGGUAUUUUAAGUGGAAUGUGUAUCCUUUACGAGAAAUCUUCUUCGUUGAACUCAAGAGAACACUGCAAAAAUAGAAUUAAGGAAAAUUUUAAACGAUAAAUGUUAUAAAGAAGUCAAUUAAAGAAACUUGUCAGAAAAUAAAUGGUAAUAUUCGACAAUAAGUCGAUCACAGUGA